Messenger RNA from Hyphopichia burtonii NRRL Y-1933, 379 nucleotides. It is a transcript of the gene LSM6, whose product is annotated as U4/U6-U5 snRNP complex subunit. Gene Ontology annotation, cellular component: nucleolus; sno(s)RNA-containing ribonucleoprotein complex; U6 snRNP. Lineage: Eukaryota; Fungi; Ascomycota; Pichiomycetes; Serinales; Debaryomycetaceae. Gene Ontology annotation, biological process: mRNA splicing, via spliceosome; maturation of SSU-rRNA. The transcript has 2 exons. The record is from RefSeq and is a predicted model, not a curated record. Gene Ontology annotation, molecular function: RNA binding. The coding region runs from base 1 to 255 and encodes 84 amino acids.
AUGACAGACGUUGUGACACCAAGUGCAAGCAUUACCAAGACCAAUCCAUCCAAUUUCCUAAGCACCAUCAUUGGAAGUUCGGUAGUGGUCAAAUUACAUAAUGGAGUUGAAUACUCUGGUAACUUACAAAGUAUAGAUGGAUACAUGAAUAUUGUUUUGGACGAUGCCAAAGAACACGUUGGGGGUAUUGAAAGCAGAACUUAUGGAGAUGUUUUCAUCAGAGGAAAUAACGUGUUAUACAUAAGUGAAGCUUAACUGAUGAACUAAUGACUUUGUAUAUUACUUUAAUAUAAGCAAAAACUGUAUGUACGGGUGCUGUAGCCAGAAAGGGUAGGAUGGUGCGCGCGUCACGUGACCGCCGUAGUAGUGCACAGACCAA